Messenger RNA from Yarrowia lipolytica CLIB122, 1260 nucleotides. RefSeq lists its product as uncharacterized. Gene Ontology annotation, molecular function: protein serine/threonine kinase activity; ATP binding. Gene Ontology annotation, cellular component: cytosol; nucleus; preribosome, small subunit precursor. Gene Ontology annotation, biological process: maturation of SSU-rRNA; protein phosphorylation. Lineage: Eukaryota; Fungi; Ascomycota; Dipodascomycetes; Dipodascales. The record is from RefSeq and is a predicted model, not a curated record.
AUGAAAUUGAACACGGCUGCCAUGAGAUACCUCACACCCGAUGACUUUCGGGUGUUGACGGCUGCAGAAAUGGGCUCCAAGAACCACGAGGUCGUGCCCACCAAGCUCAUCACCCAAAUCGCAAAGCUCAAAUCCGUCAGUGCCACCAACAGAAGCAUUUCCGAUCUGGCCAAGGCCGGUCUGAUUGCCCGGGUCAAGAACGCCAAGUACGACGGCUACCGACUCACAUAUGGUGGCUACGAUUAUCUGGCACUCAAGGCCUUCAUCAAGCGAGAUACAGUCUUCUCCGUCGGAGCCCAGAUUGGUAUUGGUAAGGAGUCUGAUAUUGUGGCUGUCAGUGACGCCAAGGGAACUUCUCGAGUUCUCAAGAUCCACAGACUGGGUCGAAUCUCGUUCCGAACCGUCAAGAACAACCGAGAUUACCUCAAGAACAGAUCCAGUGCAUCGUGGAUGUACCUGUCUCGUCUGGCAGCUCAGAAGGAGUUUGCCUUCAUGAAGGCUCUGCACGACGAGGGCUUCGAGGUGCCCACUCCCAUCGACCAGUCGCGACAUCAGAUUGUCAUGUCUCUGAUUGACGGUUUCCCCAUGCGUCAACUGCAGGAGCACGAUGAUCCUGCUCGACUCUACCAGACCCUGAUGGACUUCAUUGUGCGCCUGGCACAGCACGGACUAAUCCAUUGCGACUUCAACGAGUUCAACAUUAUGAUCAGAGAAAACUUUGAUCGAAAGGACCCCAAGUCCGAGAUUGUCGUCAUUGAUUUCCCUCAGUGUGUGUCCAUCGACCACGUGGACGCCAAACGGUACUUUGAGCGAGACGUGGAGUGUAUCAAGCUCUUUUUCCGAAAGAAGUUGGGCUACGUGUCCAAGACCUGGCCCGAUUUCGACCGCGACGUGAAGCGAAAGGGUGAGGCUAUCGACAAGCUGGUGGGUGCAUCUGGCUUCUCCAAGAAGCAGUCCAAGGACCUGGAGGCCGCUCUGGCCCAGAGUCUGGAGGUGGACGAGAACGACGUCGACGACCAGAUCCGAGAGGACGAUGAGGAGAACGAGCAGCUUGCAGAGGACGCUGAGAUGAUCGAGGAUGCUGAUCAGGAGGAGCACGACAUUGAGGAGGAGGAAGACGACGAGGAAGACGAGGAAGAAGAAGAGGAGGAGGAGGAAGAAGAGGAGGAAGAAGAGGAGGAUCCCCUCGAGAAGGCCAUUGCUGAGCGAGGCAUUGAGAACCUCAAGAUGGACAAGUUGGGUAACUACAUUUUGGAUUAA